Molecule: messenger RNA, 1086 nt
Organism: Dermacentor silvarum
Lineage: Eukaryota; Metazoa; Arthropoda; Arachnida; Ixodida; Ixodidae
Product: syndecan-like
Biological process (GO): cell migration
Cellular component (GO): membrane; cell surface
Source: RefSeq, a predicted model, not a curated record
GUCCGGAAAACAUCCGCUAGGCGGCUAGGCCUCUUAGUGGCGCGGUUGAAAUAUCAAGAAGCGGCAAUGGUGACUGAAUAGUUUGCUGGUUGUGCGUGUGCUGUGUGUUGCUUAUGGUCGCAAGUGGAGGGCGGAGGUGGAUACUCGAUUCCUAGGUGGAAGCACGCCAUCGUAGCCCACUGCUCGGCCUGGGAACUCUCGUGGACCGUCUUACACGGAUUAUCAUCUACGCCUAGUCGGAGGAAUGUGGAAAGCGACGCUUGCUAUCCUACUACUGCUCGCCGUCAAUGGAGUACUACUCGCAGCCGAAAAGGUGCAAAGCACAACAGAAAAGCAUGGCGAUAACGGCAUGUUCUUCAUUGAUGAUCCCCAGAGUGACCAGGCUGUGGAAGGCAGUGCAGAUUUUGAAGACACGGACUCGUCCUCUGGGAUAGGAGACGAUGAAGAUGCUGAGGGCUCUGGGGACGAACACCUAUCCGAGGAGGAAAUGGGCUCGGGGACAGUAGGUCCAGUGUUUGUCACACCCAAAGUCACGGUGGUCACGGACACGAAACACCCUCCCAAAUACGAAGCCAAGCCGAAGGGCACGUCUCACAGUCCUGAGGAAGGAAACGAGAUUCCAGAGCUGUCUGGUCCGGUGACAACAACCAAGGGCCCUAAGGUCGAUGUGGCACACGGUCCCCCAAGCAGUGGCCACGACGAUAAUCGGCAAAGCAACAAUAUACCCUUGGGGCGCAAGCAGGACAACCGACCGUCCUCCUUUUUUGCUCAGCCUGGCAUUUUGGCAGCGGUGAUCGGUGGUGCCGUCGUGGGCCUGUUGUGUGCCAUCCUGCUUGUCAUGUUCAUUGUCUACCGGAUGCGCAAGAAGGACGAAGGAAGCUACGCCCUGGACGAACCCAAGCGGUCGCCGACAGUCAUCUACAUGCGUAGCAGCAACAAGGAGUUCUACGCCUAGAGAGAGAGAUCGCCACCGACACACGUGCAAAAGAGACGCCUCUCUUCCUCCUCCCCACUUGCCUGUACCCUCAGCUAGCGCAACACCAGCACCAAAGGGCAAGCCACAAACUUCUCGCAGUGAAGGCGUCA